Molecule: messenger RNA, 3213 nt
Organism: Scophthalmus maximus (turbot)
Lineage: Eukaryota; Metazoa; Chordata; Actinopteri; Pleuronectiformes; Scophthalmidae
Gene: trabd
Product: TraB domain containing
Exons: 10
Coding region: 31-1203 (390 amino acids)
Source: RefSeq, a predicted model, not a curated record
CCCAAAGACUCCGUGACUACAUGUACCAGAAUGCACCGCUGCUGUCAGUCGCCCAAGCACUGCACCUUACUGGCGAGGCGCACACCGACAGACAGGGCUGGCAGCUCGCUCCCUUUCAGUACUUCAAACAUGGACCAAGACAAUUCAGAGGAUGAGUCAGUCGGCCAAGAAGAGGAACUGCCGUACCUACCUCCAGAGCUCUCCGACGGUGAGGCAGUGGAGCUGCUUUGGCAGUUGCGAGCUAAGCGCCGUCAGCCGUCUCCAGAGCUCCCGGAGACGGUGACCCGUCUGGCCGCCCCUGAUGGCAGCCUCCUGUACCUGGUGGGAACGGCACACUUCAGUGACAGCAGUAAAAAGGACGUGGCCAUGACGAUCCGCGCCGUGCAGCCAGACGUGGUGGUGGUGGAGCUCUGUCAGUACAGGGUGUCUAUGUUGAAGAUGGAUGAGAACACCCUACUGAGGGAAGCCAAAGACAUCAACCUGGAUAAGGUUCAGCAGGCCAUCAAACAGAAUGGGCUAAUGUCUGGCCUGAUGCAGAUUCUCCUGCUCAAAGUUUCAGCUCACAUCACAGAGCAGCUGGGCAUGGCUCCUGGAGGAGAGUUUCGGGAGGCCUUCAAGGAGGCUGGACAGGUGCCCUUCUGUAAAUUCCACCUCGGAGACAGGCCGAUCCCCGUGACCUUCAAGAGGGCUAUUGCUGCUCUCAGUCUGUGGCAGAAGGCUCGUCUGGCCUGGGGUCUUUGUUUCCUGUCAGACCCAAUCAGUAAAGAGGAUGUGGAGAAGUGCAAACAGAAAGACCUGCUGGAGCAGACCAUGUCAGAGAUGAUUGGCGAGUUUCCCGCCCUCCACCAAACCAUUGUGGCUGAGAGAGACAUCUACCUCACGCACACUCUCCGACAGGCUACACGCUGUGUGGAGGCGCCCCCUAAUGCCCAGAAAGUGCCUGCUGUGGUGGUGGGAGUUGUGGGGAUGGGUCAUGUUCCUGGUAUAGAAAGAAACUGGGAGAAGCAGCUCAACAUUAGUGAAAUCAUGAGUGUCGCGCCUCCGUCACGUUUCGGCUGGGUGUUUCGCACAGUCAUAAAGGGCGUCGUGCUGGGAAUGCUGGGAUAUGCCUGUUACCGUGCUGGAGGCACUUUAGGUAGAGCCCUACUGUCUUUGCCUGCUGUCCAAUCAGUACGGGAGACUCUGCGGCCACCCACUGCUUGACCGCACUGUUUUUUCUCUGAGCCAUCAGUGACACGACCUCUGAUUUAUGAACACAAUGCAUCAUUCACACGUGGCCUUAUAAAACGGGAGGCGAUGCUGGAGGAAAGGGUUCACCAGCCCACACGAUGAACUCACGAGGACCUCAGGGGUUUAGUGCCCCCCAUCUCGUAUUGAUGUCUCUGUAGACGCAGCAGGGGCCGUACUGCCAAAGAAAACCAUGACAGUACUCUUCGCUUUUUAUCUUAUUUGUGCAAAUUCUGCAUUUUGUAUUGUUUACAAAUGCCAAUAAUUCCUUUUGAAUUGAUCUACAUUUCCCCCCACAGUUCUUCCUAAUGACUUACACUCAGAGUUUUGAUUUGAUGAGUACCAUCAGCAAUAUCUCAGUCACCUGCCCUGAUAGGACAGAGACGCUUUCUGAGGGACAGACUUUUCUCAUGCUGCCUCCUUAUUCCGCUCCACUUUCUCAUGCCAGACAGCCUUUUUUGGUAAUUGGCACAUUUCAAGCGUAGCACUUUAGAAGAGACUGGAGUCCUUUACUUUACACGUGGCCUGUGGAAGGGAAAAGAAAGUAAAAUAGCAAAUCAGUUAGAACUUUAACAAAGAAAUUGGAGAAAAUGUAAUCAAGGAAAGACUUUUAAAACCUUCAAUUUUUAAUGGUUGCUGCAUAGGGAGACUCAAGGUAAAUGUCUCAAUUGGAGGUGUGAUCGUGAUUUCCUUAAUAUUUGAAUAUUAUUCCAAACUGACGUACAGGAUUAGAAUAAAAAUGGCUCAUUCCUCAUGUGCAUGGCCCUGCCUCCAUCAACAGUCAAGUGCCUCAUGUUGCAGCUGUAAGGGCUACCGGUGAACUAAAAUGGAACGGCAAAAAACGAGUGUUAUGCAUCUUACAGUUACCGCAACCAAGCGGUUAAUGCAACUUUGUUUCAGUCUGUCCUUUUUAAUAACAUGAGAUAUGGUAGACAAACCUUAUGAAUGCUACAACCCUAAAUGCAGACAUCUGACAACAUAUUUGUCGUCUUCAUUUGACCACGACCCCCAACAUUUUAUAGUCCCUCAUACUGUAUAUUCAUCAGAAACCCAACAAGCUUACAUGUGCCUCAGAAUGAGAACUUCAUCGAUCCUGUGAUUUUUGUAUAUUUGAUCAUACCUCCGUGUUUAGGCUCUUAACUGGUUCCGUCUGUGCAUGAAAGUUUCCUACUUGACACAGAAAUAUGCAUCAAAUACAGAAAGCCUCUCGUGAGAACAUCUGACAUUCAGCACACCAGCUGUUUGUACUCAAAUGAUAUAUGCAUUAUCACUUCCUGGUCUGAUUGUAAAAAGGGGUAAUGGGGACCGAUUGAGCGGACAAUAAAAACGUCAAAUUGAUUAUGAUUUCCCAUAAAAGGGAAGUUAGUUAUGGACUUUUAUGAAGGAAACUGAUAGUUGAGGUUGGUCAGAGUUGGGAGGUAACGCCUUAUGCUGCUGUCACUGCUGCCUUUGACCCUCAGAUUGCCUCUUCUGCUGAGGCUUGUUAUUACUGACAGUGACCUGUAUCCACAGUUCGGAGUCUCUUAUUGCACAUGUAAAAAAAAAUAGACAGAUUACAUCACUGGAAAUUCAGAGGGACAUGUCCCAGUAGGUUUAACAGUCUCUAAAGACAAUUGCACAUUUGCAAGGCUAUAUACCAACAUUGAUUUCCAUCCAUUUUCCCAAUUUUGAUUUAAAGUCGUUUUCUGUACAGGGCAUUAUUUAGAUGUAUUUAUAAGAUACAAGCAGUGUCAUUUCAUGUUGCAAAUGUAAUUAGACCACUUGUAUCCACACUUAUUCAGACAACGUCUUCCAACUCAUAACUGAUUUUUAUUAUCAUAUAAGAAUAGUGAGAAUGUUGAAAGAGCCUCAGCAGUAUAAUCCAGUCAAAUUUAAACAUUGUGUCUAUCUCCAAAUGUUAAAUCCACUGACUGUACCUUUGGGAGUUGCCAAGGAAAAUGUAAGAAUGCUUAUUUCUUUUUUGUUGUAAAAAAUUCUCUCCCCACA